AUGUGCAAGUAUUUCGGGUCUGGUUAUGUUGCAGAGUGUUUUUUUUCGGUUUCUCCACAGGUGGUGAAAGUGGCCGGAAGCAACAUUUCCCAUAAGCUGCGUCUAUCCAGUGUGAAGCCGUCGGACGAGGGCACGUACGAAUGCCGCGUCAUCGACUUCAGCGACAGUAAGCUGCGUCACCACCGCGUGCGAGCGUAUCUGCAAGUGCAGCGGCUGGAGGAGGAGCAGCAGCAGGACGUCCCGCAGCACAAACACCAACACAAAUCCGGCCGAGAGCUCAGGAAGAGAUCCACCGACGACAGCACCACUGACUGCACUGACAGCUGCGUGCUUUAGACACACACACAGAGCCCAAAACACACACACACGAGUCCUAAAGGAGGAUAGUUCACCAGACAUGGAGAAAUCUGUCAUUUACUCACGCUCAUGUUGUUUUAAACCUGUUUAACUUAACUUUUUUUAGUUUAUAUAUAUUAAUUUAUAGACUAAACUAAGACAGAUACAUUUUUUAAGCUCUAUUUUGUUUUAUUUUUGCACAUUUGUACUUAUUUUAUAUUUUAUUACAUUGAAUAUUGGAAAACUUUUGUGUUUUUACAUAAUUUUACUUU
This is a messenger RNA of Danio rerio (zebrafish), 608 nucleotides long. The record is from RefSeq and is a predicted model, not a curated record. NCBI's taxonomy places the organism in Eukaryota, Metazoa, Chordata, Actinopteri, Cypriniformes, Danionidae.